Molecule: messenger RNA, 3422 nt
Organism: Leptidea sinapis
Lineage: Eukaryota; Metazoa; Arthropoda; Insecta; Lepidoptera; Pieridae
Product: dymeclin
Exons: 17
Coding region: 226-2319 (697 amino acids)
Biological process (GO): Golgi organization
Cellular component (GO): Golgi apparatus
Source: RefSeq, a predicted model, not a curated record
UGAAAUCAUUAUUUUUAUCAACAAUCGUCAUUCGUGGCGAAAUAGAAAUAUCAAUAAUUUAUUUGUUUAUUAACUAAAUUAUAUUAGAAUUUCGAUAAUUCAAGUUUACUUCGAAGAUUUAUUUCAGAAGAAAAACACUGUCCUGAGCCGGUUAUGCGAGCAACAAAUAUAUAUAUCAGAUUUUUCUGUAUUUUUGUUUGAUUCAGUCGUCAUACAGAAGUCAAAAUGGGAAUAUCAAUAACUCGUUUCUCAGAUAUAACAAACAAUGAGGUGGUGGAGAAAUUCUGUUCAAAUGAGGUGAUAUGUCCUAAUGAUCCAUUCUGGAAUAAGUUCUUGUCCUUCAAUGUUCCCCUGCCAAGUAAUGUUGAUGAGCAAUUGCUAUUUGAUGCCAGUACCGAAGCUUUCUUGGAGAAGAUUCUACAGAACAAUCCACAGACAGGCAAUCUUGGAUCAUUGGUGAAAGUCUUCAUAACAAGAGCCACAGAAUUAUUGGCUACCCCUAAUACCGACAAUGUCAUGGCGGCGUGGCAUUGCUACAACGCCCUGUUCGUAAUACGAACGGUCACCAAGUAUCUGGUGGAAAUUGUGGCCGACUAUGAGCUGUGUAACCAUUUGGAUGCCCAACCGACAAUGGCUUCUCCACCCCCAUCGGCAGAGAAAGAGGAGCAAUCACAAACAGAGCCCACACAGAAAGCGCCGAACGCAGAGAGCCGAACUGAAAUGCUGGUUGAUGCAUUGAUAAGUGUCAUCAUUGACGUACCCGUAACGGAUAACACAUACUACCUACAUCUAGAAUGCAUCAAUUCUCUUUUGGUGCUUAUGUCUAUCUAUAUGUCCGCCAGCGCGGAGACCAAGGAGCUAAUAGACUUUUCGCCUAUUUACAUAACACUAUUUCAAAGUAGAUACAGUAUGCACGCCCCCCUCUUGGUCAAGACGCUUCUCAAUAACCUGUCAAAUAUGACUUCGGCACCGCCGCAGUACGGAGCUCGAGGUCCCGGAAGUGUGUUACUAAGUAUUGCCUCCAGUUUUUGGAAUCUGUUUUCGUUAUCGCCAUCCAACUCCAUACUCACGAGUCCACCGCAAGACCGCCACGAGUUACAAGAGAGGCUCAAAAGUGAUCACCCCGUCGCGAACCAGUCGUGCCUGCUGCUUUUGGCACUCACCAACUACAACAUCAACAGCAAAAACCUCUAUAGGAACGCGUUGUUGAAUUGUGAGGAUAGUAACGAUACCUCUACAAUAACACCACAAAAGGACGGUGGUGUUACGCAGGUGACGGCGCCGAGGAUAGACAUGGCGGCGCUCCAUAAAGCAUUGUGUGCGUCUGCAGCUUGUGAACAUUCCACCCUGCUGUUAUACUUGAUGCUGUACUCAUGCAAAGCAUACAAAAGGCAUGUUAGCACUGAGCCACAAAUUGAAAACUUGGUGGUGCCAAUACUACAAGUUCUGUACAAUGCCCCAGACAAUAACUCCCAUCAUAUUUAUAUGUCGCUCAUUGUACUGCUCAUACUGACAGAAGAUGAGAAGCUUAUCAAAAAUGUACAUUCUAUUAUGUUGAAAAACCUCGUUUGGUACACGGAACGGACGCUGUCGGAGAUAUCAGUGGGUGGCCUGAUGGUAUUGGUGGUAGUGAGAGCGCUACAGUACAACAUGGCGCGAGUUCGGGACAAGUAUCUGCACACUAAUUGUCUUGCGGCUAUUGCCAAUAUGAGCUGUGAGUUCAGAAACCUUCACCCUUACGUCGCGCAAAGAUUGGUGUCACUGUUUGAAACGUUGUCCAAAAGAAGAGCCAGACUUUGCACAGAAAUUGAAGGAGGUGAUAUAAACAGCAUAGAGCUGCCGCACCACGCCGAGGAGAAAACAGAAGAAAUUAUGGAGCACAUAGCGGUGCUGGAUGAAGUGCUGCGGAUGUUGUUGGAGAUCAUCAACUCGUGCCUGACUCACCAGCUGCCCACAAACCUCAACUUGGUGUACGCGCUGCUUCAUAAGAAGGAUCUUUUCGAGCAACACUCUCAUCACCACAUCGCGCAGAACAUUGAGAUGGUGAUUGGAUACUUUUCGACACGACUUCAGCGAGUUCAAGAUGGCUCCGGUGGUGAACUCGGAGUCAAUGAAGUGUUGAACUGUAUCAAGAAGGGGGCCGAGCAGUGGUCGAGUGACAGACUCAAGAAAUUCCCCGAUCUGAAAUUCCGCUACGUAGAAGAGGAGAACCCAGAGGAGUUCUUCACUCCGUACGUGUGGUCCCUCAUCAGGAACUGCGGGAACAUCUACUGGUCCAGCGAGUGUGCGGCGCAGUUCUCCAGCAACCCGCUCGCGUGAUCUGUGGGUUUCUUCUAUAAUCCAGUUGGAAGCUCCUUUGCACAGGCAGCCGGCUAGAUAACGGGAACCAUUGGGGCGCCUUCUCCUGCCGUGAAGCAUUAAUGUGUAAGCAUUAUUGUGUUUCGGUCUGAAGGAUGUCGUAGCUAGUUAAAUUAUUGGGAAAAUGAGACUUUACAUCUUAUAUCUCAAGGUGAUGAGCGCAAUUGUAGUGCUGCUCAGAAUUUUUGGGUUUUUCAAGAAUCCUGUGCAGUAUUGCUUUGUAAUGGUCAGGGCGUAUCAUCAGCUGAACGUCCUGCUCGUCUCGUCCCUUACAGUUAAAAAAAUAGAGCUACGGGAUUUGCCAAAGAGAGGAUCCCAAUUGUUAACACUGAUAACAUUGUAAUUAACCUUUUAUGUUUAUACAAGUGAUCUUAAAUAAUUUAUACGUCUAGAUAAAAUAGCCUCUUGCUGUUAGUCAACGCAUGUCAAUAAGCCAGGUUUGUUACUUUAGUGUGCUUGACAAUUACGUCUUACACUCGCGAUACGUCAGUCACUUGGUUUAAGUGUGCGUGCGAUGCUGAUAAUAGAGCUUAACAGUUAGCCGCUAUUAUUUUUGAAAUUUUCACAGCUGUCACAGUCUUAUCUUGGCGUAUAAACUAUCAGAGCUAGUAAUUAUAUAAAAUUAUCUAUGAGUUAUCUUAAGUGUUAAUUUCAGUAAGUUUAGAAAUUCAAAUAUUUGUAUUCAAAUAGUAAAAAACUACCAUUUCAAUAUAAUAUAUGCCUCAGACCUGUAAAGAACUCAACAGCCUUCUUUUUUUUUAAUAAAAUUGCAUAAUAAAUAAUUUAUAGUAAAAUGGGCGGUCACUCUAUUCCCAAUCUGUGGUAUCAAUUAGAAAGUCAUUUAUUUUACAGCAACAUUGACCACAUAAACGUUUUUUAAGAGUUAUUUUCAAUUUCAUAACAUAUAUUUUGUUUAAAAUUUCGUCACAUAUUUGUUUCAUUUACGUAAAUUGUUCUGCGAUCAUGUUGUGAAAGCAUAAUAUACAUCACCCAAUAAAAGACUUACUGACUCGUAUCGUCCGGGAAUCUAAUUUCUCUUAGAUUGCUUACUAUCAGUAGUUUUU